UGAUUUUGUGUAACCACCCUUCCCUAUUUAAAGGAUGUUAAUAGGGUUUAUAUACCAGUCUAUACAGGUGUGCUCUAUGAUUAGUAGCUUGAGCCAACUGAAAAGGGUUUGAGAAGAUGUUCCAGAACUUCGUAGAGUAGCAUCCUCACCCCAAAAUGGGCCAUAGGCACAGCAAGUGGUCAUUGCAUCCAAAGCAGAGAGAGACUCCCUUUCUGUAUGGGAAGUACACAGCAAUAACAGUUCCUGGUUCUCCUCGUGGACAAAUAUCACAAGAUGCUUCCAUGUGGACCAGUGAGAGCAAUUCUUCCAUAGGGAGUAUAGGAGACACAAAGCAAUUGACAGGUGCUGAGACUGUUUCACAGACGGCUCAAGAAGGGGUGUUACCUGUUCAGCAAGAUGCUGAAACCCAACCUGUUUUCAAGAGCCCUCAAGAGAAUUUGGAAGACCUGAAAGAGCCACAGCCUGCUGUCAGGUUGGAGAAAGGAAAUGGGGCAUUUCAGCCAACCAUGGAUGGGGUGCAUAAGGCAGAGCUUGCUGUACAGGAGCCACCACAUCUGGAAACUUUUCUUGCAGCAGAGGUGACCCCAUCUAAAGAAAUGGCCCUGGAGGACCAAGAGACGUUGCUCUUGACACCAAGUGAACGGUCUAUUGUGCAAAUGUCAGAAAAUCCUAGUGAAAAUGUCAAAGAGAUGGAAGUGACCAUGGAAACUAUCUGGACUGUAGAUCAUGAGGAUUCAGAAGUUCAAACCUCAACAGAGCUGGAAGAGCACCCCCACUGCUGUGAAGAAGAAGACAGCAGUAGAGCGUUUUCCUCCCGUGUACGUGCUACAAAGUGGACAUGAUGAGGAACAAGGUGGCCACUUCAAGAAUGAAACCACUGAAGGGCUUGAAUCAUUGAGGAGUCCCCUCUGUCUCAACUAAAGUGAUAAUGGAGGUGAGCCUAAUUAAACUCCAGAUAAUCUCCUGCAGAUCAUGGAAGAUAAUGGCCAGGCUUCUGCACAAAUGGAGACAACACAGAUUUCAAAGAAUAUAAAAAUGUCAAUGAGUUUUAGCCUGCUCUAACAAUCAUUCCUAUGAAAUAUAACAAGAGUGUUUGUACAAUUCUUCCAAAAAUUUAUUAUCCAGAAUUAUUGGGGUGGGUUGAGGGGGAAUUGCUGGCAGUGAACUGGGGAGGCCUGUCUUAAUGCAAUUACUGUUAACUAGUUCAAUAUAGCAGAGUCUAGCUAUCUACAUAAAUUGGUCAGAUUGCCCUAUACAGGCGUCUUGCCCUAUAAAGGAGUCUUUUUUAAAAAAAUAAUACACAAAUGAUUUUUUUUUAAAAAGUACAGCACUAAUUGAUCUCAUACUUGGCUUCACUUUUAUUGGGAAAAAUCACUUCUGCUUAUGUCUUGGGAGUGUGCUUCUUUACACAUACCAAUGAUAUAAUCUCACUUGUUGGCUGGAUGCCCAGUUUCUUACAUUUGCUUUGUAAACUUUCUGAACUGAUCACUCACUGAUUUGAAAUGGAUCUCUCAAUAAACACUGUUUUUUAAAUGUU
Molecule: messenger RNA, 1537 nt
Organism: Rhineura floridana
Lineage: Eukaryota; Metazoa; Chordata; Lepidosauria; Squamata; Rhineuridae
Exons: 2
Coding region: 156-842 (228 amino acids)
Source: RefSeq, a predicted model, not a curated record